Molecule: messenger RNA, 755 nt
Organism: Trichobilharzia szidati
Lineage: Eukaryota; Metazoa; Platyhelminthes; Trematoda; Strigeidida; Schistosomatidae
Source: the annotation of a GenBank genome assembly
CGACACUUUCAAACGAGCGUUGUUGAAAGCAGGGGGAGGGGCGAAACCGGAAGCAAUACAAAACUUUCUUUUUGUAUACCGAACUACACCACUGGCAGAACAGAAGAAAAGCCCUGCAGAACUUCUAAUGGGUCGAAUGCUACGAACUCAUCACCACUCCAUGUUACCAGCUUCGUCACAUCAACGAAGAAAUAGUCUGACGUAUUACCGCAAGGGUGAUGCUGUCUAUGUGCGCGAUUAUCGACCGAGGAACAGAAAAUGGGCCGAAGGCUUGAUAGAACGUCGACAUGGAACUCUAAUGUACAAGGUUAAAGUUGGGGAUGAAUGGUGGAUUAGACAUAAAAAUCAGAUACGACGUCGAUAUACUACAUCCCAAGAACCUAAAUUGCCACUGGAAUUACUACUGGAAACUUUCAAAAUACCACCAGUCAAACCAGAAGCAAAACAAGAGAUGCUACCCAGCCGACGAUCCCAGCGCAAACGAACACAAACAGUUCCUUUCCAAAUCGACCCCAAGGAAAAAAGAUACUAAACUGAUUGCAAGAUUCUUUUUAAAAAGGGGAGGUAAUAUAUACGCAGGGGAAUCAUUAAUAUUCAUUAUUUAUUUCACACAUUAGCAUAAUCAUUGAUUUCACGCAUCUGCGUGAUUAUUGAUUUAAAUUACUGAAUUCCCCAAGGUCGUUAAUAUUUUUAAAAUGUGACAUUGAUUUUUCUAAUUGUAUAAAUACGGAGUUGUUGUUUAACAUUUUCGACUG